AUGGACGAGGAUAUCCCAGAGAGUAUCCCAGAGGGAUUAGCUGAACCCCGCUCUGUCGAAAUACCAGCAGGCUUCACGCCAGAGGAGUGGGAGACAAUUACUGAGGGAUUUGACUGCGAGCAAGAUGAGAUCAACAACAUUAUUGCCGAACGUGGCUCUAGUGGCUCCCAAAAAGGGCGCCCUACUGGUCUCACCGUCCCAUUCAAGGGCCAGCUAAGCAGUAGUUCACGCGCUAUUGCCCAGAGAGAUCGUGCUGCUCUAAGGACUCAAGAGGAGAAAGCUCUUGAAAAAGCUAAGGAUUCUGACCGUAGCGCAAAACACCACCUACACAAGAAGGUGAAGGCAUCCAAGGACUACAAUGAGCUGCCAGAGAUCGCCAAAGCUCAGUUUCUGGUCGAUAAGGAAGAGCGCCUUCUUGAACAGCGGUUCAGUGAGAAGCGUAGUGCUGAGUGGCUAGAGCAAGCCUUUCGGAUGGCCCAUAAGAAAUGGUCCAAGAUCCAAAACGAGAUUGACAAAAGGCGACAUAAGAAAACCCUUCACCGCGUUCAAGAGGCUAGUAAGAGCUCUUCAUCUCAGCCACGCCAGUCUCGUUCUACUACUCGCCUAUUUGCCUCUGGUGGUGCUCUGGAGAAGCUCCUUCGCGAUGAAUACCAGAAUGGGUUACAUAAGCUCGAAAAUAACUCAUUUGAAAGUAAACAAGAGAAGGAUGAGUGGCAGGCUUUUGUUGAAGCACUUUCUCCAGAUGAGUUAGCUCUAGUCACUGAUUCCCAAUGGGAGAAACGCGAGCCUACACCUAUCCAUGAUCAGUUCGACCCAGACAUUGAGCUAGCCGAUAAUAAGCCUUACAUUGAAGGUUAUGGCAGCGAUGAGUGUGAGGAGGAAGUAGACGAUGAAGACGAGGAGGAUUUUAAUGGUACUAGUGACUACCUUACAGAUGAGCAAUGGGAGGAUUUGAAAGCUCAGGGAGCUGAGCAAGAUGAAGAAGAUGACAGGUUUCAAGAUCAGGAGGAGUCUGAGUUUGAGGGGUUUUCUGACGACGAUGAGGCAUAAGCUGCGGCGCUAUUAGCUAAUAGGGGGAUCAGCAGCAUGGAAGUUUCUUAUCACAGCCAAUUAUCACGCUGUAGGCCUGUUUAGCUUGUUUUCUUUUCGUUUCAGUAUGCC
Molecule: messenger RNA, 1161 nt
Organism: Bipolaris sorokiniana ND90Pr
Lineage: Eukaryota; Fungi; Ascomycota; Dothideomycetes; Pleosporales; Pleosporaceae
Exons: 4
Coding region: 1-1050 (349 amino acids)
Biological process (GO): protein phosphorylation
Molecular function (GO): protein serine/threonine kinase activity; ATP binding
Source: RefSeq, a predicted model, not a curated record